CCGCACUUCCGGCAGAGGCCCCGCCCCUUGCCCCGGAAGCUCUCACCACGAGACGAGGUUUCUGGGCUGGGUGGGCAGUGCGGCUUCCUUUUUGUCCGACAUCUUAGCGCGGUUGCAGUGCCGGCUGCUGCCCUCCGAGCUUCGCGAUGCCUCCCAAAGACGACAAGAAAAAGAAAGAUGCCGGAAAAUCGGCCAAGAAAGACAAAGACCCCGUGAACAAAUCUGGGGGCAAGGCGAAAAAGAAGAAGUGGUCCAAAGGCAAAGUUCGGGACAAGCUCAAUAACCUCGUCUUGUUUGACAAAGCCACCUACGACAAGCUCUGCAAGGAAGUCCCCAACUAUAAGCUUAUCACCCCUGCUGUUGUGUCUGAGAGGCUGAAGAUUCGGGGGUCCUUGGCCAGAGCUGCCCUUCAGGAGCUCCUUAGUAAAGGACUUAUUAAGCUGGUUUCAAAGCACAGAGCUCAAGUAAUUUACACCAGAAACACCAAGGGUGGGGAUGCCCCAGCUGCAGGGGAAGAUGCGUGAGCAGGUCCCAACUGUACAUUUUGAAAAAUAAAAACUUUAUUAAGUCAAAUAAAUGGAUGUGUGUGUUUCUUCAACAAG
This is a messenger RNA of Sorex fumeus (smoky shrew), 602 nucleotides long. It is a transcript of the gene RPS25, whose product is annotated as ribosomal protein S25. Gene Ontology annotation, molecular function: structural constituent of ribosome. Bases 147 to 524 code for a protein of 125 amino acids. Lineage: Eukaryota; Metazoa; Chordata; Mammalia; Eulipotyphla; Soricidae. The record is from RefSeq and is a predicted model, not a curated record. Gene Ontology annotation, cellular component: cytosolic small ribosomal subunit. The transcript is spliced from 5 exons.